CAGAUCGGUGGUCCGCUAGGAAACAGUCGCGGCAAGGAUUCCCGUUACAGUCAUGGCGACUCAUAGCCUGGCGAACGAGCGGCUGCGGGCCUUGGAGGAUAUCGAACGGGAGAUAGGGACUAUCCUGCAGAGCGCCGGAAAUGUGAUCCUGGAGCUGUCCAAGGAGAAGGCAAACGAACGGCUGCUGGACCGGCAGGCGGCAGCCUUCACCUCCUCCGUGCAGCACGUGGAGGCCGAACUGUCAGCCCAGAUCCGAUACUUGACUCAGGUAGCUACUGGCCAGCCUCAUGAGGGUUCCAGCUACUCAUCAAGAAAGGACUGCCAGAUGGCACUGAAAAGAAUAGAUUAUGCUCGACUGAAAUUGAGUGAGCUGGCACGAACCUGUGAGCAGGUGCUGGAGACCUAAAGCAGGGUAGAGGCCCUUCCUUGCCCCUCUUCCAUACCUCUGUUGUCUUGGACAAAGUAAGAAGAGUGAGGAGAAGGAAGUGGUAUCCCACCAGACUUCACCAUUCAGAAAAUCCAUGGGAAAUAAAAAAGAUAGAGGUUGCUUCACCCAAGAACUCUCCACAAAUUACCUCUUUAACCAGGGCUUGGAGAUCCUAAUAUACAAUUUCUUUCUUCCACCCUACAUUUCCAUUUUCCCAUGAUACUUUGGGUUCUUCUUGCCACUUUGGUCCAGCUCAAACACACAAAAUGGGAGAGAAGAUCUGACUGUUUUAAUAAACGAGCCUAUAUUUUCCAUGCAUCAUAAGGUAGGAGGAGAUAAGGGCAUCUAAUUAAUUAGGGAGGCCAUAAAGAGAGAAGAUCUGGGGGAAUAGUGGGAGAGUGGAGUUCAAAGUCAUGUAAGGGAUGGAAAGGAGCAGGGCAGUACCUUGGGACUGAGAUGGGGAGCAAGAAGAGAAAUUAGUUGACUUGGGUUAGGUGGAGAUAUUGAUGGGAUGUACUUGGGGAAAGACAGAAUUGUCAAGCAGAAGAGGAUUUCUGGGAGACAUCAAUUGCAGAAAAGACUCAGAAAUUAGAAAACAAUCACAUUUAAUUAAACUAAUACCAGAUCUUUCGAUUCAAUGGGAGAAGCAAAUAUUAUUGUAGAAUAGUUGCCUUGGGAGAAAAGCCUAGCUGUUUCCAGAUAGCUGAAGCAUGGCUUAUAUCGAGUCAGGUGGAUCUGUCUCACAAGGGAUUAUCAGCUCAAAAUCUAAAAAGAUGAGAUAAAAAGGAGGCUGGACCCCUGAAGGGAAUGGGAGUUGUGGGCAGUGUGUAGUGAGGGGUAUUCCUGAAGGCUAUGGAACUAGGCAACAAAA
This is a messenger RNA of Phascolarctos cinereus (koala), 1298 nucleotides long. It is a transcript of the gene MED11, whose product is annotated as mediator complex subunit 11. Gene Ontology annotation, cellular component: mediator complex. Gene Ontology annotation, biological process: regulation of transcription by RNA polymerase II. The record is from RefSeq and is a predicted model, not a curated record. Gene Ontology annotation, molecular function: transcription coregulator activity. NCBI's taxonomy places the organism in Eukaryota, Metazoa, Chordata, Mammalia, Diprotodontia, Phascolarctidae.